CUGGUCUGUUGGGCCUGAUGCAGGAGCUCAGUUCAAAACAGUGACUGAAAACUUUUGUUAUCAUAUCAUAUAAAUGGAAUCCUUACAUUUGAGAAAGCAAUGUUGUGAACCUAUGUUAGUGUAUUUCCCAUUGCUGUAACAAAAUUCCCAAGGCUGGGUACUUUAUAAAGAAAAGAAGUAUGUUUAGUUCACAAUUUUGGAGGCUCAUAAUUCACGAUCAGGCAGGCCCAUUUGCCUCUGGGAAGGGCCCUGUUAGUUGUUUGUGUUCCUUCAUGGAAGAGGGAAGAUGGAGAGAUCCCAUGGCAAGACAGGAAGCCAACGAGCAGGGAGGAGUCCUACUCUUUCCUUUAUAUCAACACACUGUCUGGGAAACUAACUGGAGUUCCACAAGAACUUCCUUUAUCUCUUCUGAGGGCCUUGCCCCCAGUGACAUAACCACUGCCAACUAGGCCCCAUCUCUUGAAGGUUACAGCACCUCCAAAAUUGCCAAACAGAGGACCAAGUUUUUACCCAGAAGCCCUAGGGGGACACACUCAAACCAUAUCCAAACCAUUCCAGAACCUUCUUAAAACUCUUCUUUAAAAACAAGUGAGCCGGGUAUGGUGGAGCACUCCUGUAAUCCCAGUGCUCAGGAGGUGUAGGAAGAAUCUGGAGUUUAAGGUCAGGCUGGGAUACACAGUAACUGAGACCAGCCUGGGCUACAAAGCAAGACCCUGUCUCAAAAACCAAACUAAAACUAAAACAAAAUAAACACAUUAUGAGAAGUAAUUUUCGUGGGAGGAGUUUUGGAGUAUGGGAUGUUACUGGUCGUUCAUGAGUGAAUUUUGCUUAUCCCAUGGCAUGCCCUGCUUUUCAGGGAGGUUAAACCAACUCAUCUGUGACUGCAGGUCUCCACGCUAAAGUCUCUCUGUGGCUAGACCUACGGAUCACGUUUUCUCUUUUUUUUACAAAUUAAAAAACUUGAAAAAUAAUGAGUAACAGAAAUGUGCUUUACUUGGUGACCUUGAGGUUAAAAUAAAGCUCAAUUGUUGGGAACUAAGUAAACAGCAGCAUGACCUGCUUGCAAAGUUUUUCUGUUUUCCUUACAGGGUUAUGUUCUAACAAAUAAGGAUCAACAGCUCUGCGGACUGGGGAGUCACAUAGGUCCUUUUACACCCCAGCCUUUCCCCUAGGAAAUUAAUACCUUGGAAUCUGGCUCAGGAAUUCGUUACUCAUUAACAUGGUUCCUGUGAACUUGCAAAGCUCUGACACCUGUUCGUGGAACCUCCCCACGGCCCAAAGCAAACGCUCCCAAGUCCACUCCUGCUUAGGGACAGAAAGUCCUACCCCUUGCUGGGGACUGAUUCCUGGAAGAGACUACCAGUCUAAGGUUUGCAUUCCGUUUUCACUUGGCAGGUCAAGCGCACCCUUCAGCAUUCCAGCUCUCGGUCCACGUGCCCUGAGCGGGGAAUGAUGCAGUAAUCAGGGCUUGCUGGCAGCUGUGACAGCCCAGGGCUGGCCCUGCCAGCACCGGGGGGCGGCACCUGCUUGUCACGUGCUGCGCGUCAGGCUCCUCCCACAGACAGAAAUCACUUCCGGCUAAGGCUGCACCAGCCAGGCUCACCGGUCACUGAAUUCAAAUCCCGGCAGGGACUCCGAGGUCGCUGCAAAGCCCACGGGCGGUGCAGGAUCUCCUGCAGCAGCAGCAGCGCGACCCGAGCCCCGAACCCGAGAUCCGCGCGCUGCUCCCGCCAUGGGCAGUCAUCUACCGCAAGGCCCGAGCAUCUGGCGCCAGGCGGCCUCCGUCGUGCUGGCGGCCGGCUGGACACGCGCGGGCACCGCCGCCGCCCCGUCGUCGCCUCCGCCACCUGCCAAGGACUUCCGGCUGCUGAUGCUAAAACGGGCCGCCAGCCAGGGCUUCAUGCCCGGCGCCUACGUCUUCCCGGGCGGCGUUGUGGACGCGGCUGACCGCUCGGACGACUGGCUGCGCCUCUUCGCGCCGCGACAAGGCCCGCCGCACUUCGGCUUGAAACCCGCGCCGCGCCCGCGAGCCGCUUUCCCCGACGUCGCGCCCGCGCCCGACGCAGGGGCGCUGCCUGAUGACGUAGCGCGCCGCAUCUGCGCGGUCCGCGAGGCCUUUGAAGAGGCGGGCGUGCUCUUGCUGCGGCCCCGGUCGGCCCCCGAGCCCGCGGGCCCCACCCGGCAGCUCACCUGUGCCUUCCAGCCGCCGUCCGGCCUGGCCGCCUGGCGCGCGCGCGUCCGCAGCGACCCGCGCGAGUUCCUGCAGCUGUGCGCGCACCUGGACUGCACGCCCAACAUCUGGGCGCUGCACGACUGGAGCGGCUGGGUCACGCCCUUCGCGCGCUCGUCGCCAGGCCGCCGCUUCGACACCACCUUCUACCUGUGCUGCCUCUGCCAGCCGCCGCCCGUCGACCCCGACAAUGCCGAGGUGGUGGAUUCCCAGUGGUUAUCUCCGUCAGAGGCAACUGAAAGCUUCAUAUCAAAAAAAAUUUGGUUGCCACCUCCACAGUUCUAUGAAGUAAGAAGACUUGAAAACUUUGCCUCUCUCUCUACCUUGCACAAAUUUUGUUUGGAUCAUGCAUCAGAAAUAUCUGAAAGAUGGCUACCCAUCACACUGGUCACUGCGGACUCAAUGCUCCAGCUCUUGCCAGGAGAUGAGCUGUACGUAGAAGACCCAUACUAUAUAGAAAAUCAUCUGUGUACAGAAAAAAAGACUGAAGAAAUCAUGAAGGAAGGCAAGAGAUUUCACCGACUAGUGAUACACAAUAGCCAUCUUUACAGUGUCCAUGUGACUAUUCAGUCAAAGUAUAAACACAUUUAUCCCAAGAGCUACACAGUAAGCAAGAGCCAUCUGUAGGGUGCUGCUAGCUCAGAUGCUGGCCACUUGCAGUAGCACUAAUGAGUAACGAGGGCUGACUAGCCAUGACUGAAGCCUAAGGAACUUUGUGCCACCAAAGCAAUAAUGCAGUGUUUCUUAUAAGGUAUCAAUGAUCUCACUCUGCAUAAUCUUAUUCCGAGUUCUGUAUUGUUUUAGCUCUUGCCCUGGUGCUAACUGUCCUGUGUGUUAGCACUUUGUGGGAUGGGCUUUGAAGGUUGCUUCAUGACUUUCUGUUGGAAUUAACCCAAAGGCACCUGGUUAGAUGCUGAACUAUAGACUGAGGCAACCUUCAAGGGAUAAUGUUGUUUUCUUGCUGUCUUGAGUUUGAUGAUUAAGAUAUAAUUUUGGUUUAAAACCAAAUAGCAUUAGUUAUUGUGUGUCAUAAAUUAGAAAUCUACUUUAGUUAAUAUUUUAAAGAAACAUGAAGCCAUCCUACAACCAUCAACUUUUACACUCUGAAGUUAUACUUGGUGAGUGCAGAGAGAUUAGAGAGCUAACAGUGCUAAAUUAAUGAGUUUAUUUUCAGUAUGCUCACUAUGGGUCAUUUUUCCACAUCCAUUAGUGUUUGUUUUGUUUUGUUUGUGGUGGUAUUGAGUUUGGACUUAGAGCUUUGCACUUUUCUAGGCAGGUGCUGCACUGUUCCAGCCACACCUCCAGCAUCCCCCUGCCCAUUUUUUUUUUGGAUGGUCUCACUGUGUAGCCCAGGCUAGCCUCAAAUUCACAGUCCUCCUGCUCAGCCUCCAGAGUGCUGGGAUUACUAUGCCUCGCUGGAAAAAUCUUUUACUGAUUAAAGGUGGACAAUGAUAGGAAGUUAUCAGUUCUAUUUCAAUAUCUUUGAUAAUGAUUUUUUUUUGGAAAUGUCUGUUUUCCUACCAAUAAAAUAAAGGCAAUGAUAAAAAGGCUUAUGUGCAUUAUUUAAUCCUGGUUAGAGGAUUAUCUCUAGAACACUGGUCUCAACCUUGGCAGUUUUGGCCUCCUGGCUGGUUAUGUCUGGAAACAUUUCCUCACAGCUGAG
Molecule: messenger RNA, 3893 nt
Organism: Castor canadensis (American beaver)
Lineage: Eukaryota; Metazoa; Chordata; Mammalia; Rodentia; Castoridae
Gene: Nudt19
Product: nudix hydrolase 19
Cellular component (GO): mitochondrion
Molecular function (GO): hydrolase activity, acting on acid anhydrides, in phosphorus-containing anhydrides
Source: RefSeq, a predicted model, not a curated record